Messenger RNA from Arvicola amphibius (Eurasian water vole), 7188 nucleotides. It is a transcript of the gene Wnk3, whose product is annotated as WNK lysine deficient protein kinase 3. Gene Ontology annotation, biological process: positive regulation of potassium ion import across plasma membrane; protein phosphorylation; positive regulation of sodium ion transmembrane transporter activity. Lineage: Eukaryota; Metazoa; Chordata; Mammalia; Rodentia; Cricetidae. Gene Ontology annotation, molecular function: potassium channel inhibitor activity; chloride channel inhibitor activity; ATP binding. The record is from RefSeq and is a predicted model, not a curated record. The transcript has 23 exons. Gene Ontology annotation, cellular component: cytoplasm; cytosol. The coding region runs from base 119 to 5572 and encodes 1817 amino acids.
CUAUGGGAAUAUAUGACCACAAAAAAGGAAGUGUAUUCUGAUAAUUCUGAUACCUGAGAUGUAAGUGGACUGACUGAAGAGUGAAACAGGAAAAAGUUCAGUGCCAACCUUAGUUAUAAUGGCUACUGAUUCUGGGGAGCCAGCUAGCACAGAAGAUUCUGAGAAACCUGAUGGGGUUUCCUUUGAAAACAGGGUUGCUCAGAUUGCUGCACCUCUGAUUGUCGAAGCUAGAAUGAAGGAAAAAACAAGCACCUUCUCUGCCACCGGGGAAACCAUUGAAAGAAAGAGAUUUUUCCGAAAGAGCGUUGAGAUGACUGAAGAUGACAAAGUUGCCGAAUCUUCCCCUAGAGAUGAAAGAAUAAAGGCUGCAACAAACAUUUCAAGAGUAGAUAAGCUUCCUACCAAUGUGCUAAGAGGUGGACAAGACGUUAAAUAUGAGCAGUGUUCAAAGGCAACCUCAGAAUCCUCAAAAGAUUGCAUCAAGGACAAAAAUGAAAAGGAAAUGGAAGAAGAAGCAGAAAUGAAGGCUGUAGCAACUUCCCCUAGCGGCAGAUUCCUGAAAUUUGAUAUAGAGCUGGGAAGAGGAGCAUUUAAGACAGUAUAUAAAGGACUGGACACUGAAACGUGGGUUGAAGUUGCUUGGUGUGAACUACAGGACCGCAAAUUAACUAAAGCUGAGCAGCAACGGUUCAAAGAAGAAGCAGAGAUGUUGAAAGGCCUCCAGCAUCCCAAUAUAGUUCGAUUUUAUGAUUCCUGGGAAUCUAUAUUAAAAGGAAAGAAAUGUAUUGUGUUGGUGACUGAACUAAUGACAUCAGGAACCUUAAAGACGUACUUAAAACGAUUUAAAGUCAUGAAGCCAAAGGUCUUAAGAAGUUGGUGCAGACAAAUUUUAAAAGGAUUGCAGUUCUUGCACACAAGGACCCCUCCUAUUAUUCACCGGGAUCUGAAAUGUGACAACAUUUUUAUCACGGGACCCACUGGAUCUGUGAAGAUUGGUGAUCUGGGACUUGCAACCUUAAUGCGCACAUCAUUUGCUAAGAGUGUCAUUGGCACUCCUGAGUUUAUGGCUCCAGAGAUGUAUGAAGAACACUAUGAUGAAUCUGUAGAUGUUUAUGCUUUUGGGAUGUGUAUGUUGGAAAUGGCUACUUCGGAGUAUCCAUAUUCCGAGUGCCAGAAUGCAGCUCAAAUAUACCGUAAAGUAACCAGUGGCAUAAAACCAGCCAGCUUCAAUAAAGUCACAGAUCCUGAAGUAAAAGAAAUAAUUGAAGGAUGUAUUCGACAAAACAAAUCUGAAAGGUUAUCUAUCAAGGACCUACUAAACCAUGCAUUCUUUGCUGAGGAUACUGGAUUGAGGGUGGAAUUAGCAGAGGAAGAUGAUUGUUCAAAUUCAUCCCUGGCCCUAAGACUCUGGGUUGAAGAUCCUAAAAAAUUAAAAGGCAAACAUAAAGACAAUGAAGCUAUUGAAUUCAGUUUCAAUUUAGAAACAGAUACACCUGAGGAAGUAGCAUAUGAAAUGGUCAAGUCUGGAUUCUUCCAUGAAAGUGAUUCUAAAGCUGUUGCUAAGUCCAUUAGGGACCGCGUGACACUGAUAAAAAAGAUAAGGGAAAAGAAGCCUGCUGGAUGUUUGGAGGAAUGCAGGGAUUCCCAGUGCAAGUAUGUGGGGAAUGUAUUUCCUCAGCAGCAGACUACAACUUUACCACCUGUUCCUGGUACACAGACUGUGGCUGAAUGUGAAGAAACAGAAGUUGAUCAACAUGUUCGACAGCAAAUUCUACAGGGAAAACCACAGCAGCAGUGCUCCUCUGUAAGAGGUGAAACUUCAUCUGAGGCAGCAGCUGGACCAGUUCUACAUUCAGAUACUUCAAAUCUUCCCACAGUAGCCUAUUCUUCAAACCAGACAACUAACUCUCAGGUAGUGUCUAGUAUCCUACAGACUGACAUAAGUGUUCAAGGGCAAAUCUGUUCUUACCAACUAGUAGGACAUUGCCAGCAAAUUUCAGGGAUGAGGGAAUUAAUACUCUAUUUUACAUAUUGGAGAGUUUAUCUGUUUUCUUCUAUUUACCAGUUGCAAGAGCAGCCAAAGCUGACUGAGUCCCCAGUUUUGCCUGUGGUACAAGGUCAGUCUUCUGUUAUGCCCAUAUAUGCCGUUGGACAUGCAGUUGUUUCACAGUCUCAGUUUUCUCCAUUAACUAUCCAGAAGGUCUCACAGAUAAAGCCUGUGUCCCAACCAGUAGGAGCUGAACAACAAGCAGCUCUUCAAAAUCCAGAUUUUGUUCGAAGCUUGAAUCAAGAUGUGACAGCUAUGAAAGAAAACACUAAUAACUCUGAUAACCCAAAUGGAAAUGGCAAACAGGAUCGGAUCAAACAGAGAAGAGCCUCCUGUCCCCGACCAGAGAAGGGGACUAAAUUUCAGCUUAUUGUCCUUCAGGUAUCAGUCUCUGGAGACAACAUGGUGGAGUGUCAACUAGAAACACACAACAACAAGAUGGUCACUUUCAAGUUCGAUGUCGAUGGUGAUGCACCUGAAGAUAUUGCAGACUAUAUGGUUGAAGAUAACUUUGUGCUGGAAAAUGAGAAAGAAAAAUUUGUAGAAGAAUUGAGGGCUAUUGUAGGUCAAGCCCAGGAAAUCCUUCAUGUCCACUCAGCUGCAGAAAAAUCUAUUGGUGUUGACUCUGUUGCCUUGGAAUCCAUUAGUAACCAAACAGGAUCAUCUGAACAAGUACUGAUAAAUUCUGCAUCCACUCAAACCAGCAAUGAAUCAGUUCCUCAGUCAUCCCCAGUUGGUCGGUGGCGGUUUUGUAUCAACCAAACUAUAAAACAUCGUGAGGCACAGUCUCCUCCUUCUCUUCAGCCUUCUGUGGCUACAGUUCCUGGGUUACAUCCAUUUCCUAGUUCAAGAAAUACAAGUAAUCAGGAAAUAUCACAGGACACAUUGUUCACUAUAGAGAAUAAUCCAGGCCAGCAUGUAAUUUUCACCUCUAAAUCAGAACACAAGGAUGUGGUUGAUGGUAAUAUUUCUGAAUGUGCUAGUGGAGAAACUGAGCAGCCAACUAUUCUCUAUGAAGUGGAAGAUGACAGACAGAUAAGGGCACCAGCUACUGAUCAUUCCAAUGAUUCUGCUACUUUGGUAUGUCCAGUUUCAGUUGAAUGUGAGGCACUCACCAGCCAAGCAGGCAUGUUCAUACCUACCCAUCCAUGUCAGCAAGCUGCUGUUCUGGCUGAUGUGCUUAUGGCCCAUCCUGGUGAAUCGGUUCAGAUUGGUGAUAAUGUUGUUCUAACUUCAGCAUUUGUAUCUUCUGAUCAAAAGCCUCAACCAACUAUAGAUAGAGAGUUCAUUUCCCAAGAAGUAGAAACCACAGUGAACACUGAAACAAGUUCUCCUAAGGCAGUCCUUGCCACUCAGACUCCUGGCUUUGAACCAGCUACACAUCUUCCUGCUACUGUCCUGGAAUCAGAUGGGGAACGACCUCCAAAAAUGGAGUUUGCAGACAACCGAAUUAAAACGCUGGAUGAAAAAUUAAGAAACCUGCUCUAUCAGGAGCACAGCAUUUCUAGCAUUUAUCCUGAGAGUCAGAAGGAUACUCAAAGCAUAGACUCUCCAUUUUCUUCCUCUGCUGAAGAUAUACUAUCCUAUUCAAUGCCAGAAAUCAUAGCUGUCAGUCACUGUGGGAUUCAAGAUAGUCCCACACAAUCUCCAAAUUUCCAACAGACAGGCUCUAAGAUUCCGUCCAAUGCAGCUGCAAGUCAGCCUGCUAAUAUAUCAGUGUUCAAAAGAGACUUGAAUGUGAUAACUUCUGUGCCCAGCGAGUUAUGUUUACAUGAGAUGCCCUCAGAUGCUUCACUUCCAGGGGAUCCAGAGGCCUAUCCUGCUGCUGUGUCAAGCGAUGGAACCAUUCAUCUGCAGACAGGAGGUGGAUAUUUUGGCCUAAGCUUUACUUGUCCUAGUCUCAAAAAUCCUAUUAGCAGGAAAUCCUGGACUCGAAAAUUAAAAAGCUGGGCAUACAGGCUACGGCAGUCAACCAGCUUUUUCAAGAGAUCAAAAGUCCGUCAAGUGGAAACAGAAGAUAAAAGAUCAGCAAUUGCUUCUGAUCCCAUUCCUCUGCCACGGGAGUUCUCAGCUGACACUAGAGCUUUGAGUAGAUGCAAAGCAAUGAGUGGAUCAUUUCAGCGGGGCCGCUUCCAGGUGAUUACAGUUCCUCAGCAGAAGUCUGUGAAAAUGAUGUCUUUUGGAAAAGAACACAGACCUCCAUUCAAGAAAACAGCAGUCCAGUCCAGUGAACAAGCAGCAGCCUUUGCUGAAACUGCAGUAUCUCAGUUGAUCGAAGUGGAACCUACCAUGCCCACUCCUAAAGCGUCAGAUUCUUCACGAAAGUUACGAACUCUCUAUGAAACUUUUAAAGAAGAUAAAAGAGAGCCUGAACAAGGUGACAUCUUCUUAUCUUUCAGCACAGCUUGUGAAACCAGUGUGUCUUCAGUGACUACAGAAAAGAACUUGGAAGAAACUUCAACUACAGGAAUUAGUGUGCAUUCUGGGUCUGAACUGUUAGAUAAAGAAAAAGAGGAAUUGACUCAUGGGAAACAGCCAUAUGAAUUUUCAGCCCCUCUUGCUGGUAAUGGAAAGUCAGUGGCAAAAUCUGGUUCAAAGAGUGAUCAGUAUUUACCACUCAGUAAAGAGCAAGCCUAUGUUCAAACACAGAGUUCACUCUUCUAUUCUCCAUCUUCCCCAAUGAGCAGUGAUGAUGAAUCAGAAAUUGAGGACGAGGACUUGAAAGUAGAGCUUCAAAGAUUACGAGAAAAACACAUUCAGGAGGUGGUCAGUCUUAAAACACAGCAGAAUAAAGAGCUUCAGGAGCUCUAUGAACGCCUUCGAGCAACUAAAGAUAGCAAAGUGCAAUCUUCAGAGAUUCCUUCAUCGCCUGCUUCACCACGUCGGCCAAGAUCUUUCAAAAGUAAACUCCGAAGCCGUCCUCAAUCUUUGACACAUUCAGACAAUGUCGUUUUACAGACAGUUGUGAGCUGCCUUGUGGAAAAAUUACUUAAUGCUCUGUGUGUGGAGAGUAAUACAGUGUCACGCCAACAAUCUUCAGCUAGUAAAAAGGGGAUGUUCACAGAUGAUUUACACAAGUUGGUGGAUGAUUGGACAAAGGAAGCAGUAGGAAAUUUUCCUAGUAAGCCAAGUUUAAACCAACUCAAACAGAGCCAACAAAAAUUAGAGACAGAAAAUUGGAACAAAGUAUAUGAAAGUACUCCAUCUACUAUGGGCUACACAUCAACAUGGAUAUCUUCUCUCUCCCAAAUUCGUGGAGCUGUCCCAACUUCUUUACCACAAGGACUCCCACUCCCUUCAUUUCCUGGGCCAUUAUCAUCGUAUGGAAUGCCCCAUGUUUGUCAGUAUAAUGCUGUAGGGGCGACGGGGUAUCCAGUACAGUGGGUAGGAAUUUCGGGAACAGCACAGCAGUCUGUAGUGGUUCCUGCCCAAUCUGGGGGACUCUUCCAGCCCGGGAUGAAUUUGCAGGCAUUUCCAGCUUCACCAAUGCAGAAUCCGGCAUCAAUCCCUCCUGGUCCUAAAUGAAUCCCAAUAGAUGCUGAAACAAGGGGAGAGGACUUUCAUCAAAACACCUAUGAUACUAAACUUUCUUCUUGAGUUCUGCCAUAUUUUCUCUCAUUUGAGCCCACUUUCAACUGUGUUUUUUGUUGUUCCAAUGUGAUAUUUGGUACACCUCAUCAUUCUGUAGUAAUGUGCGCUUUGCACAUAGAAUACUGCACACAGAAAUGUUUUUCACUUCAAAUCCUAUCCUCUUUGAUACUGAUUUUUAAAAAAUACUGUUCAGAAUGCUUUAAUAAGCUCAGUUUGAGUGUUACCAUUUCCAGGACACUUUCAUGUGUUGCUGAGAAGCUCUAGCCCCACUUUUUUAUGCUGCUACCAGCAGUUGUAUAAUACUUUUCUUUAAAGUGUGUAAAAAACUGUGUAGAUUGGUUCUCCCCAAAUGUGGAUGAGGUAAGACUCUCUAAUCGCCAGUCUUGUGGGAUUUGUCACAACUGUCUGGGUUUACUUUUCACAGAAGGCAGUAAGUAACUGGCUGCAGGAAUGUUUUGAUGUAUAACUUUAGUAUACUUUUGUCAAGCAGUACAGAACAUGAGUGUUUUUAAUGUGAUUUUCUUCCCGUCAUCACAGCAGUAGGAGUGAGGGGUUGUUUUAGGUGAGGCGGAGGGAAGGAAAGAAAAAAACAGAACUGUAACAGUUCCUUGAACCUACAGCUACUAGAGCUGCUUUUGGGUUCCAGUAAUAACCCAAAGCAGCCAUCUUUUCUCAUGUGCACACUGCUUUGGUUUUGAGCAUCUGAGAGGCACUGACUUGGCUUGCAUUCUUUUUGCUAGGUAUUGCAAGCUGAUGUGAAUCUCAUUUGGGGUAAUCCUCUGUAAUCCUAAACAAGGAGAUUCAGGUUAACACUUUUGUCAAUCCAUUCUUCUAAAGUGAAAUGUACUUGACACAUUAGGGUUUGUAGCUUUUGAGACUUUUACAUAAAACACUGGCUUUACAGGGUUCUAAGAAAUGUAGGAUACACACCAUCCUGCAGUGAAAUAGUACACCCUAGGAUGAUAUUAUUUAAAUUGCCUUUAACCUUUUUUGAUGACAGUUUUUUGGUUGUUAUAAUUUCUUACUAGUAUCUAUAGUCUUAGACCAUUUUUAGAUGUUAGAUGUGUUUGUCAGCCUCUUGAAAAUUUGAGAGAAUUCACUGUCAAGUUGCACUUUACUGGGUUUUAUCCAGUUUUAGGAGGAAAGGAGGCAGUGUCAAAAUGUAUGCCUUUGGUUUUUUAGGAAGGUUAACUUCAGUAAUCUUAAAGGCUAGUCACAGGGUUACCUAAUAUUCAGUCUGUGAACCCAAAUAGAAUUUUUACAUGCUAUAUUAUCAGCUACUAAGUACACAUGUUCAAGUGACUUAACAUUCACUGAAGCUUUGAAAGUCGUUUCUAAUACGUUUUUCUAUUUAAGAAUUCUCUUGGUAACCAUUCCAAAUUGUGUUCAGUGUUUCUGUUAACAGAUUUUCCUCCAUAUUCCUCUAAAAUCUUACCCCCAUGGGCUUGCGGGAAGCUAGAAGAACUUUUCUUUUUAUUUCAUACAGUACACUUUGUGACAGUCAAUACACUUUUUAAGAAGUUGUCUUAUAUUACUUACCUAAAGGUCAC